Molecule: messenger RNA, 1569 nt
Organism: Eruca vesicaria subsp. sativa (arugula)
Lineage: Eukaryota; Viridiplantae; Streptophyta; Magnoliopsida; Brassicales; Brassicaceae
Source: the annotation of a GenBank genome assembly
AAAAAUAUCUCUACCCACACGGUUGUUCUUUUUCCCCAAAAGUUGUGAUGGCGACGAAGCCGAAACUCCAGCCACUCUCAGCACGCCGUUCCUCGCCGCGUACUCGCUCCGGAGCUGUGCCAGAACCUAUUUCCACACCCAAUUCCGACGAGAUUCCCCGCACGCCGUUCUCCUCCAAGGCCAUCACACCCUUAAGCGGAACCCAAGAGUCCGUCUCUUUGUCCGAGUGGUGGCUAAAAAGGAAGGCAAACGGUAAAGGUUUAGGUGUUGAAGGCUUCGGAACAAUAGGAGAAUCUACAGUGACCCAACGCUUCUCAUUAGCAACAAUCUCAACAAGACACGACAUAACCACUCUCGAAACAUCGGAUGCGGUUACUGUCUCUCUCAGUGGAAUCAUCGACCAAUCUCUUUCUGUAGAAAACGGGGUUUCAUCUGAGGUUUGCAAUCGUUUUCUCUUAGGGUUUCCAUGUGACUGGAAAGACUACAUCGAAGAAGGGUUCGUGGAGGAGGAGAAAGAUUACGGCGUUUCCUUUUCUGAUAUUCCUGUGAAUAGGAUGGAUGAUGUUCUGGCUACUGCUUCUCCUUGCUUUCUAGAUGAGAUCAUGGGUUAUGCCGUUGACAAUCUAAGAGAUUUAUUGCAUCCUGGUGGUACUGGGAAACCAGACAAGGAGCGACACAAGGCAAGAAAGGAGUGUGAGAGGUCAGUCAAGGAAUGUCGGACACCAAGAAGGGAUGGUGGAGAUGAGAAGCGUUUGGUUCUGAGUGAUGAGGGAGUGAAGACUAGAGGGAUGCUAAGAAGCAGAGAAGAGGAUGAAACUGAACGGCACAAGAAGCCAAGAAAGGAGUGUGAGAGCUCAGUCAAGGGGACACCAAGAAGGGAUGGUGGAGAUGAGAAACGUUUGGUUCUGAGUGAUGAGGGAGUGAAGACUAGAGGGAUGCUAAGAUGGAGAGAAGAGUGUGAAGCUGAACGGAACAAGCCAAGAAAGGAGUGUGAGAGGUCAGUCAAGGACUGUCGGACACCAAGAAGAGAUGGUGGAGAUGAGAAGUGUUUGGUUCUGAGUGAUGGGUGAGUGAAGACUAGAGGGAUGCUAAGAAGCAGAGAAGAGUAUGAAGCUGAAUCGUCCAAGAAGAAGAGAGUUAGAGAUCAAGAGAGGAGAAAGAAGUGUGAGAGGUCAGUCAAGGAAUUUCGGACACCAAGAAGUGAUGGUGGAGAUGAGAAGCGUUUGGUUCUGAGUGAUGAGGGAGUGAAGACUAGAGGGAUGCUAAGACGCAGAGGAGUGUGAAGCUGAACGACUCAGAUCGUCCAAGAAGAAGAGAGUUAGAGAUCAAGAGAGGAGAAAAAGGUGAAAAACUUUCUACUGAGUUAGCUUCUGUAACGUUUUUGGAUUGUUUUCUAUUUCUAUCCAAGACAACAUUGUAAACAAGCAAGAAAUGUGACAUUUCUUUAUUUAUGUCUUGCUAUUAUAUUGUCCACAGAAACAUCUUAGAAUUAGUUUUGGUGGGAAAAUGGCCAAUUCCACCAUAAACUUAAUUUAUAGCUCCCUGUUUUUUCAAGACCAUAUGAAUCAU